AUGUUUCAACCAACAAGAAUAUGUCUCAGUGCACUCUCAAAACGUACCAAGAGAGUUCAAGUUCAAGUUUUAAAGGAUUUCCCCAUGUUUAAUCUAUACAAGGGUCAAGUGACUAAAGUGAAACCUUCAUUCAUGCGAAACUAUCUUCAUAACAAUAAUGGUGCCAAGUAUAUUUUAGAUGAGACUAGUGAUGUGGAUCCCAUUUUAUUAAAACAAUUCCAAGAGAGGAAAUUCACUGUGAACGAGACAUCUGCAAGUAAUGUUAAGAAACAGAUACCGCACGCUGCGAAGGGAACUCACCCUUUAACGAAGGAGGAAUUACAGGAAUUAGGCAAGAUUAUAGACAAGAAACAGAUGUCUGUUGAGGCGGAGAAGGCAAAGAAGGAGAAUAUUGGGUUGGAUUCCGAUGUAACUUUAGAGAAUGUUAAGAUUCCUGGGCUGGAUCUGUAA
Messenger RNA from Naumovozyma castellii, 450 nucleotides. It is a transcript of the gene MRPL50, whose product is annotated as mitochondrial 54S ribosomal protein bL9m MRPL50. The record is from RefSeq and is a predicted model, not a curated record. The transcript has a single exon. Lineage: Eukaryota; Fungi; Ascomycota; Saccharomycetes; Saccharomycetales; Saccharomycetaceae. The coding region runs from base 1 to 450 and encodes 149 amino acids.